Messenger RNA from Closterium sp. Yama58-4, 384 nucleotides. The record is from the annotation of a GenBank genome assembly. NCBI's taxonomy places the organism in Eukaryota, Viridiplantae, Streptophyta, Zygnematophyceae, Desmidiales, Closteriaceae.
AUGGUGAGCGCAGAACCAGGAGUAGCCGUUAACGAAUAUGAAGAGGGGAAGAUCACAGAGAAGAAGCAGCAGCAAAAGUGGACAAGAAAUAAGUGGAAGUGGCAGCAAAUGCAAAAGAAGCAGCAGCCCAAGACGGUGUUGAAGCCGCAGCAGGGGACGGAGCAGGCAAAGUCGGGGAUGGAGCAGCAUGAGCACGGGACGGAGCAGCAGCAGCAGCAGGUGACGGAGCAGGCGCAGCAGGGAGCGGAGGAGGUGCAGCAGGGGGCGGAGCAGGUGCAGCAGGGUUCGGAGCAGGUGCAGCAGGGUUCGGAGCAGCCGCAGCAGGGGGCGGAGCAGCCGCAGCACGGGGCGGAGCAGGCGCAGGAGGGGGCGGAGCAAGCGUAG